This is a messenger RNA of Clonostachys rhizophaga, 1947 nucleotides long. Lineage: Eukaryota; Fungi; Ascomycota; Sordariomycetes; Hypocreales; Bionectriaceae. The record is from the annotation of a GenBank genome assembly.
AUGCCUCUCCCAACAUCCCGCUCCGCCAUAAUCCGCAUCGCCAAUGGCACUUUCUACCGCCACCAUCCCAAUUCCUUGACCUCGCAUCCAAACCCGCCGCUCUUCCGCGACCUGACCUUCGAGCUUCCCUCCUGGUCCGCGACACCCCAUAACUGGUGCGUUGUUGGCCCGUCUCUGUCUGGAAAGACGACAUUCCUGCAGGCUCUGAGAGGCCGGCUGCUCUGCGACCCGCCGACCGCAAGGUCGUACCCAUAUCUCUCAUCAGAUGCCGUCACGACACGAUUAAAGAGCCCCAAUAGAGCUGUGCAAUAUGUGGGAUUCGACGCAGAGCAGAGCAUGGGGGCCGGCUCCUCGGCCACCACCUCGGCCUAUCUGUCCGCGCGGUAUGAGUCGAGGCGAGAGAUUACGGAUUGGUCCCUCCAGGACUUCCUUCUCGGCAACACGGAGCUGAACCCGCUGCCCAAGCUCCCCGGGGAGGAGGACGGCGACGUCUCGCCCGAGUUCUUCGACCGUGUCGUGAAGGACUUGCGGCUGUCGCAUCUCCUCACCCUCCCCGUCACCUUUCUCAGCAAUGGGCAGGGACGACGGGCGCGGAUCGCGAGGGCGCUUUUGCGGAAGCCAGAGGUCUUGCUCCUCGACGAGCCUUUCAUGGGCCUGGAUCCGCCCACUGUUACUGGGCUGAGUCCUUUGUUGGAAUCGCUUGCUGAGAAGGCAAGCCCGCGGCUGGUGCUCAGCGCCCGCCCCCAGGACCCUCUGCCUGACUGGGUCACGCAUCUCAUCUACUUGCGGACGGACAGCCAGGUGGCGUCCAUGGGGCCCAGGGAUGUCGUUCUCGACGGUCUCAGGAAGUACGUCCGGGGCGUUGAGAACGGCACGGUCAGCGAAGAUUCGACCCUCCCGUUGAAAACACUGGAGGACAUUGGUCGGACGAUCCCCUCCCCGGCCUCGACGACAUCCCAUGAUGAGGAUCCCCAGGGGCCCAUUCACAAACUCACUCCUGUGAACCCCAGCGCCGAACCCGUGGUGGAGAUGAACGGGUGCAGGGUCCGCUACGGCGACAAGAUUGCGCUGGGCAACUGGACGCGCAGCACGGAUGGUGGGGAGGAGGAUGGGCUGUACUGGACCGUCCGUCGUGGCGAGCGCUGGGGAGUAUUCGGCCCCAACGGCUCCGGGAAGACGACGAUCGUCUCGCUCCUCUGCUCGGAUCACCCGCAGGCCUACUCCCUGCCUCUCCGGUUGUUUGGGCGAAGCCGCCUUCCUGAGGUGGGCUCCGGAGAGCUGCCGCUGACGCUCUGGGAUAUCCAGGCCCGCAUCGGACACUCCAGCCCAGAGGUGCAUCAACACAUACCCCGUAGUCUGACCAUCCGGAAAGUGAUUGAGAACGCAUGGGCCAACACACUUCAGUCGAUUCCACGCCUCGACGCCGAGGCUAAGAAGAAGGUGGAUGCGGCGUUGAGAUGGUUCACCCCGGAACUCAAGCCGAACCAGGAGUCGGCAACUACCCAAGAUGGGGAUCUCUCAUGGGCGGACGAUUACAUGUUUGGGGAGAUCUCGUUCAGUGCUCAGCGCGUGGCCUUGUUUAUUCGGGCAAUGAUCAAAGGCACUGACAUUGUUGUGCUGGACGAGGCAUUCAGCGGCAUGGACGACGGUGUCCGAGACAAAUGCGUGCUGUUCCUCAGUGACGGAGAGUCGAAGACCUACCGUGGUGGUAAAAUCGUAGAAAGCGAAGCCGCCAAAGCCGGGACUGUCUCGAUCCCAGGGUUGUCAGAUCAGCAGGCUCUGAUAUGCAUUGCCCACAUCAAGGAGGAGGUCCCUGAUUGCGUGAGAGAGUGGAUGUGCUUGCCCGAAGCCAACACGGGGCACGCAGCCAGGUUUGGGCGUCUGGCCGGCCCUGUUCGGGAAGAUGAAAAGAGAUGGAGCGACAUCUGGGGUUUUGAUACCGUUUAA